Messenger RNA from Glycine soja, 609 nucleotides. RefSeq lists its product as uncharacterized. The record is from RefSeq and is a predicted model, not a curated record. NCBI's taxonomy places the organism in Eukaryota, Viridiplantae, Streptophyta, Magnoliopsida, Fabales, Fabaceae. The transcript has a single exon. The coding region runs from base 1 to 609 and encodes 202 amino acids.
AUGAUUCAGCAAGUGAAUUCAAAGAGAAGAGACAAAGAAUUUGCAGAAGGGGAUUGGGUUUACCUGAAGCUUCAACCUUAUCGUCAAGUGUCAGUGCACCGCCGUUCUUCUCAAAAGCUUGCAAAGCGGUUUUACGGACCCUUUUGCAUCCUUCACCGUAUAGGACCAGUGGCAUACGAGCUGGAAUUACCCUCUACAGUGCGCAUCCACCCUGUAUUUCAUGUUUCACUUCUGAAACCCUGCAUCAAAACACCAGACACGCAAAUCCUUCCUCUUCCUGUGACAGUCGUCGUCGCACCUUCUGGAACCAAACCCCAAGCAAUUAUUGGUCGCCGUACGAUACCUCAGGAGCACGAUUCAAGGGAAGAAGUCCUGGUACACUGGGAGGGACAAAUGCCAGCUGAAGCUACUUGGGAAUCUAGGGCUGCCAUCGUGCGUUCCUUUCCUGACUUUGAUCUUAAGGGCAAGAUCUAUUUUGGAGAUAUGGGUAAUGAUACGAAUAGGCCAGAAAUUGAGCAUGAACCUAUCUCCAAUAGUGGGCCUUCCAUUGCUGCAAACAGGCCCAAACGAAUUGUGAAGCCUCCUGCACAUCACAAAUAUUAUGUUUAG